UUGGCUCGUUUCCCUUCCUUGGAAAUGAGAUGUUGGCAAAGUUUCAGCAGUAAAAGCUGGAAUAGCAAGAAAAGAAAAGAAAACUAAAAACAGGCAGACUCACUCAGCCAUCGGUAACAAUACAGUUUUAUUCUAGUCUAAGCUUUUCUGCUGCCUGGUUCAUCUGGUGGAUUACUUCCUGUUUCAGUGGCUGCAGUAGAAAUAACACCAAAUCCCGACAUCCUCGGACAUUUAUGACAGCAUAAGUGUUGGAUCAUAACACGGAAAUGUUGGCAGCACUCUGCUGUUUCCUGUUUGUCUUCGCCUCUGCAGAGCAGGAAACCAUCACAGCUGAGUCUGGACAGAACGUCACUCUGACAUGUCGAGCUCCAAACAGCAACAACAUCAACACCAUGGAGUGGCACAGACCUGACCUGGAGCCGGUGUAUGUGCUUUUGUUCCGGGAUGGACACGUUGAUCCGGAUAACCAGCAUCCAUCCUUUAAGGACCGGGUGGAUCUGCAGGACAGACAGAUGAAGGAUGGAGACGUGUCUGUGAUCCUGAAGAACGUGACAGUUAAUGACACUGGAACAUACGAGUGUCACGUCUUUGAGAUAGGAGCAAAGCAAGGGAAGCUCCUCAGAGGCAUCACCCUGAGAGUUGUUCCUCCAGGUUCAGGAGGAGCUGCUGGACUGAUCGUCAGUCUGCCAGAUUUCGUUCUUCUUCUUGUUCUUGUUGCUGUUGGAUUUGUGGUCUAGAGAAGAACAGAGUCGGGGUCCAUACGAACGUCCUGCUGCAGAGAUCCAGCAAACAGCCAUCAGAUUCAUCCUGAUACGUCUGAUUAUCAUCAAACCUGCGUUAAUGUGUCAAAUCUGGCAGUGAUCCUGUGAACUACAACUUCAGUGUUUCAUGGAGGAAGUUUACAAGAACAAAAGACUGCUUCAGAUCAACUGAUGGACAUUUUUGGCUUGUAGGUGUGAAACAUCCAGAACAUCCAGAACAAACAUAAACAGGAGUUUAAAAAUGUUUUUUAUUAUUUUUUUAGAUCUAAAACAUAUUUUUGUAUAAAAGCAAUAAAGAUCC
Messenger RNA from Archocentrus centrarchus (flier cichlid), 1062 nucleotides. RefSeq names its product butyrophilin-like protein 8. NCBI's taxonomy places the organism in Eukaryota, Metazoa, Chordata, Actinopteri, Cichliformes, Cichlidae. The record is from RefSeq and is a predicted model, not a curated record. Gene Ontology annotation, molecular function: signaling receptor binding. Gene Ontology annotation, biological process: T cell receptor signaling pathway; regulation of cytokine production. The transcript is spliced from 4 exons. The coding region runs from base 267 to 737 and encodes 156 amino acids. Gene Ontology annotation, cellular component: external side of plasma membrane.